This is a messenger RNA of Prorocentrum cordatum, 1252 nucleotides long. NCBI's taxonomy places the organism in Eukaryota, Dinophyceae, Prorocentrales, Prorocentraceae. The record is from the annotation of a GenBank genome assembly.
GGGAUGCACGCGGGCAUGAAGAAACUCCUGGAUGACGUGAUGCCCGUGGCGCGGAAGGAGCUUCGUGCCCAGCAGGCGCGGCGCCAAGCGGCUCCCGACUCUCCGCGAGCGGCGCUGGCGCCAGCUCUGCCGCCGGAAGGGCGCUCCGAGGAGGUGGCUGCGCCGCCGCCGAGGAGGCUUCGAGAUGGCCAGAGCCGAAGGACCAUCAGCCCAAGGAGUCGCGGGAUCGGAACCGACCCUUCCCAACUGGUCCAGGACAACCUCGGAGUACCCGUACGCGGAGAGCAGCGACGAGGAAGAGGCGAGCAUGACGGACGAGAGAACUCCGCCUGCGGGGCCGCCUGGGCGAAUGGUGGAGCUGAAGGAAGCUCUGGAGGCCCAGCGGGACGGUGCGAAGCGGUGGUCUUCUGACGUGGCAGGGUCCAAGCACCUCAUCAGCAAGGCCGCCGCAAGGCCGCCGCAAGGCCGUCCCUCAGUGGAGGCACUGGCGAGGCACCGACACACCCAGAAGGCCAGCAAGAAGAAGAGGGACGCCAUGAAGGCGUGGGCGAACUGGGGCGGCGGCUCGCGGAAGGAGGAGAAGGGCAACGAGGACCACAAGAGGAAGAAACGAAACGAAUGGGGCGACUCUAAGAAGAAGGGCGUGUGCCGCGAGGAGCGGGGCCUGCCGAGGAGUGGGGCGGAUUCGCCGUGGCAGGAUGCGCCCUGGAGGAAGCAGAAGUAACAGGGCGCGAGGCCGCCUCUGACUUGGAAUACUGUUUUGAGGAGUAAGCCUUCGAGGAGUGCGCCCUUCAGUGGUGUGACGAGGACCCACAGCCACAUCGCCUAACCCGCCAGCCCUUCGUAUCCGUUCCCCCCCUGAUUCAUCGAUCCAAAAACCCAUUGCAAGGCUUCGGGGGCGAAAUACACGCCACUGCUUGGUCAAGCCGCAUGAGCCCACGACGCCACAAAGCGGGGAGGGUAUCUUGCUCAGCGAUCGCAGAGGGGGCAAGACUAGCUAUGGCCGGGACAGCGGCACUCUCAAUCUCACCGCUCUUGCAACACUUCCAAAAGCGGUGCACCGGUGUCUCUGGCUCAUCUCCGCACCUCGGGCACAACUUGCUGGCGCAAUACCCCGCCUCGAACAGGCGAGACUCCGUCCAAGAUCCACCGAUCAUGGCGUUCCUGAACACAACUUGGGCCUCAUCAUCAAAAUCUCGGCCGAACUCCUUAAUUCGCCGGCCCAACGGGCCAGAGGCGUGCUAAGAUCUCC